AUGCCUCUACACCUUCUCAGUCCAUCCCUGCGACGCGUGCACGCACCUUCUACCUCGACUGUCCAUCCCUUACACGCGCUGCUUGACCCACUUCUGCUCACGACUGGAUCUACGACGAAGAAAUACCGAGAGGAACUGCCCAGGAUCCUGAUGAACGGUGGCGGCGCCGGGGAAAUGGAGGAAAUGAUGAUGUGGUACGCCGUGUCGCAUGAAAAGGCCGAGGAGGAGGACUGGACGCGUUCCGGGGCAUCAGCCAAUGAUGAUGGACCUUGGGUAGAUGAUAAGUGGCGAAAGAAGUGGUUGGAUCGGAUGGAGAGGCGAGAAGUACAGAUACAGAUUAUUCUCUAUCUGUUGAAGCUAUCAUUACCUGGACCUGCUCCACCACCUCCACCACCUUUGGAAUCGCCAAAGAAACGCAAGCGGUCUGCUCGUCCGCAGCCGGCUGUCCCCGUUCUUACCUUGGAAGACCAUCUGGAAGUCUUCAUGGACAAACUGUCGAUGUGGCAGUUAGUUGCCACCCUUGACUUGUCAGGCAAGUUGUGCGAUACAAAGGAGGAAUGUGACUGGAUGCAAAUAUUUUGCGAAGACAUUAUCGAGCCUCAGUACAAGGCGGUAUUGCCAGACCAAUGUGCCACCCUCCGAUCCAAAGUCUUCCCGCAGCCCUUAUCAGACCGCGCUUCUUCCCCCGCCACUGAACGAUCCGCCUCCCCCGAAACGGCUAACCCUCCACAAAAACUAUCCCGCGCACCAUCUACUUCCAGACAGCAUUCCCCAGCACUUUCUACGGCCUCAGGCCGCAGUAAUACAACCAAGCCACGAACGGCUACGCUUGCUCGCUCUCGUUCGCUGUCUAUAUCUCUCGAGCAAGAAAGAAGAGAGAAAGAACGCGCGGGGAGCGUGGGGGUCAAUAAGAAACGCGUGUUAAACCGCGAGGUUAGCAUGUCACGGGUGUUCAAGUCCAAGCCGAAGAUACAGCGGACGGAGAGCAAGAAGGAGUUGGCGGUUGGGCAGGAGAAGGAGAAGGCAGGUGGGAAGACGAGCUCCAGGGACAUGGGUGUGACUUUGGUGGAGGAAACGCCUGUUAAGCCGCGCGCGAGGUCUUGUUCACAGUCUCAAGUGCAAUUGCAAAUGAAUUCACAACCGACGGGGAGUCAACGACAAGCGACUGGACGGUCUGCUUCGUCGUCAUUUAGGACUGGAAGCUUGUUCGGUUCAGCGAGGUCGAAGUUGGGCGAUGAAGACCCCUUUGAAGACUCGGAGGAGAUCUGGCAACUGCAUAGUUCGCCGGAUGUUCUGCUGCUGAACCCCGAGCCGAGGAAAGGGGGCGGGGGUAGUGUUUUUGGUGGGAUGAUGUCUGACGUUGAUGAGGACGAUGAAGAUGGGGAUUUUAGGAUGAUGACGCCCAGCAAGCCUUCCAGGAGAUCAGCUGUACUUUCUUGA
Molecule: messenger RNA, 1440 nt
Organism: Laccaria bicolor S238N-H82
Lineage: Eukaryota; Fungi; Basidiomycota; Agaricomycetes; Agaricales; Hydnangiaceae
Exons: 3
Coding region: 1-1440 (479 amino acids)
Source: RefSeq, a predicted model, not a curated record